Molecule: messenger RNA, 1636 nt
Organism: Erythranthe guttata (spotted monkey flower)
Lineage: Eukaryota; Viridiplantae; Streptophyta; Magnoliopsida; Lamiales; Phrymaceae
Product: Serinc-domain containing serine and sphingolipid biosynthesis protein
Cellular component (GO): membrane
Source: RefSeq, a predicted model, not a curated record
AAAAUAAGUAAUACUAGUAUUUAUUAUUCCAGAAUAGGAAAUUCGUUUGAUCGAGCUGCGAGCAAUCAAGGAUCAAUAAAUCAAACCCUUCAAUUUUGCUUACAGUUGAUCACGUCAUCACCCAGGUCUAGAGAGAGAGAGAGAGAGAGAGAGAGUGACGAAACGAUGUCGUGUUUGGCUUCGUGCUGUGUGUCGCUGACAUGUGGUCUCUGCACAUCGGUGGCGUCGGGAAUCACAAAGCGGUCAGCUCGAAUCGGAUACUGCGGCCUCUUCGGUGUUUCGUUGAUCGUCUCUUGGAUUCUCCGGGAAUUCGCCCAACCUGUGCUUAAACACCUCUCCUGGAUAAACACUUCAGACAAUCUUUCGAAAGAAUGGUAUCAAAUGCAAGCAGUUCUCCGUGUCAGCUUAGGGAAUUUCUUGUUCUUUGCGAUCCUAGCUGUCAUAAUGAUCGGUAUUAAGUACCAAAACGACAAGCGUGAUUUCUUCCAUCACGAAGGAUGGAUUGUCAAGAUCGUCAUUUGGACUACGCUUAUCAUACUCAUGUUUUUCCUUCCCAAUGCCGUCAUAUCAGUUUAUGGAGUUGUUUCGAAGUUUGGAGCCGGGCUAUUCCUAUUGGUCCAAGUUCUAAUGUUGUUAGACGCCACACAUUCGUGGAAUGAUUCGUGGGUUGCUAAAGAUGACCAGAAAUGGUAUAUUGCAUUACUUGUUGUGUCGAUAUCAUGUUAUAUUGGAGCUUUUACAUUUUCUGGACUUCUAUUCAUCUGGUUCAAUCCCUCUGGUCAAGACUGUGGUCUUAACGUCUUUUUCCUCGUGAUGACAAUCAUUCUUGCCUUUUCCUUCGGUAUUAUCGCAUUACAUCCCAAGGUGAAUGGCAGCCUAUUGCCAGCUUCGGUGAUAUCGAUGUACUGUGCUUAUGUUUGUUACACGGGUCUUUCUAGCGAACCUCGAGACUAUGUGUGCAAUGGUCUUCACAACAAGUCAAAGGUUGUUUCCACGAGCACACUUAUACUUGGAAUGCUUACAACAGUUCUGUCUGUUUUGUAUUCUGCACUUCGUGCUGGAUCUUCAACCACCUUUUUGUCUCCUCCUUCUUCGCCUAGAGCAGGUGGCAAGAAACCUCUUCUCGAGGGUGAUGAGCUGGAAUCUGGUAAAGGAAAAAACGAAACAGAAAAUAAGCCAGUAACUUAUUCUUACAUGUUCUUUCAUCUCAUAUUUGCCCUAGCCAGCAUGUACUCUGCCAUGCUUUUAUCGGGCUGGACCAGUGAUUCCGAAAAUCCUCAGCUUAUAGACGUGGGUUGGACUUCGGUUUGGGUUCGGAUUUGCACUGAGUGGGUGACAGCUGGACUUUACGUUUGGUCACUCAUCGCUCCUCUGAUCUUACCCGAUCGCGAAUUUUAUUGAAAUCUUGAUUUUUUUUUUUUAAAUAAUAACUGGGGUUUGUAUAGUUGUUACUAAAUUGUUAUUAUAUUUGUCAUUGUAUCAGGUGGAUAUGUGUAUUAAAAAAAAAGGUAUGUAUGUAUAGUUGAAUGUAUUGUAGCUUAUUUGGUUUGGAGUGUUUUGUAUUGGAUGAUACCUAUACGUAUAAAAACUUCAUCAUAUUGAAAUUUGAUGUAAUAUUUAUGUUUCUUUUGUUUUU